Messenger RNA from Daucus carota subsp. sativus, 1602 nucleotides. RefSeq names its product peroxidase 51. The coding region runs from base 429 to 1457 and encodes 342 amino acids. The transcript has 4 exons. Gene Ontology annotation, molecular function: peroxidase activity; heme binding. NCBI's taxonomy places the organism in Eukaryota, Viridiplantae, Streptophyta, Magnoliopsida, Apiales, Apiaceae. The record is from RefSeq and is a predicted model, not a curated record. Gene Ontology annotation, biological process: hydrogen peroxide catabolic process; response to oxidative stress.
GUCUUGCAUCUUGUUUUAAAGGUUAUGCUACGUUUUCUUCUAAAAGAAAUUAACAUCUCCUCCUGAAAACUGAGAACUAAGAACUCUCAACCCCCUUAUCGACAGCACUAGUCCGAGUUUUCAUACACAGGGAUUAGUUUUUUCCGAUGAAUUUUUUCAGAGAACUUGAAAUAUUUAUCAAAUAGUAUAACGAAUGUCAGGGUGCUUGGAGCAUUUCAAUUUCCUAUAUGCUACUCAAAUACUUAGCUCCAAAUAUCUGAUCAGUACUAUACCACUUUUUGGUCUAUUUUUAGCUCUCUUCGAAGUUAAUUCAGUCGGUACCUUAACUAGUAGGGUCAUCCAGUUUCAUUAUAGAGCAAGUCAGACAACUCGUGCAGCUGAAUAACAUUCGGUAGUCCGACCACACAGAAUAUCUUGAUCAUUCUUUCAUGGUCUUCCAUUUACGUGGAAUGGGUAGUCAAGUCUUAAGAUCCUUGUUGUCAAUUUGCUUAUUUUUGUGCCUGAUCAUCUUUAGCCCGAACCUGGCAUCUGCCGCUCUGAGGCCAAACUACUAUGCCAAUGUGUGUCCCGAUGUUGAAUCCAUAGUUCGAGAGGCUGUUAAGACAAAAAUUCACCAAACCUUUACUACAAUCCCUGGAACUCUCCGUCUCUUCUUCCAUGAUUGCGCAAUCCAGGGUUGUGAUUCAUCAAUAAUGAUUCAAUCAAAAGGAAAUAAUACAGCUGAGAAGGAUCACCCGGACAAUCUUUCUUUGGCUGGAGAUGGAUUCGACACCGUGAUCAAAGCUAAAGCUGCAGUUGAUAAAGCUCCCGGUUGCAAAAACAAGGUCUCAUGUGCUGAUAUUCUGACCAUGGCCACUCGGGACGUCGUUUCCCUGUCUGGAGGCCCUUCAUACCGCGUAGAGUUGGGAAGAUUAGACGGGCUGAUAUCCACUUCUUCGAGUGUCAACGGAAGUCUCCCAAAGCCUACCUUCAAUUUGGAUCAACUCACUUCUUUUUUUAAUACGCUUGGUUUAAACCGAAAAGAUAUGAUUGCUCUCUCAGCUGCUCACACUGUGGGAUUUUCUCACUGCAGUAGAUUUGCGGCGAGAAUUUACAAUUUUAGCCGGCACAACAAAGUAGACCCAGCACUAAACAAGUCGUACGUAGCUGAAUUGCAGUCAUUAUGCCCAAUAGGCGUUGAUUCAAGAAUAGCUGUUAACAUGGAUCCGAUUAGUCACAAAAAAUUUGAUAACAUUUACUAUAAGAAUCUUCAGCAGGGCAUGGGGCUAUUCACCUCUGAUCAAAUCCUCUAUACUGAUUUCAGAUCAAGGCCGUUCGUUAACCUCUGGGCUAGCAACAAUGCAGCUUUCGAACGAGCCUUCAUCACGGGCAUGACCAAAUUGGGUCGCGUCCGAGUCAAGACCGGACGUAGCAGAUAUGGAAAUAUUCGUCAAGAUUGUGCUGCAUUCAAUUCUUAGGGGAAAAAAUGUGUCAAAAACAGUAAUGUAAACUAUGCUCAUUGGAUUUAAUUUUACCCGUGAUACAAUAGUAGAGUUCAGUGUACACAAUACUUGAGCAAAUUUAUCUCCUCCCAUUGAAAUAUACAUAACAAUCUCUUCUUAA